This is a messenger RNA of Gigantopelta aegis, 2923 nucleotides long. Its product is annotated as transient receptor potential cation channel subfamily V member 5-like. NCBI's taxonomy places the organism in Eukaryota, Metazoa, Mollusca, Gastropoda, Neomphalida, Peltospiridae. The transcript is spliced from 16 exons. Gene Ontology annotation, molecular function: protein binding; calcium channel activity. The coding region runs from base 96 to 2366 and encodes 756 amino acids. Gene Ontology annotation, cellular component: membrane. Gene Ontology annotation, biological process: calcium ion import across plasma membrane. The record is from RefSeq and is a predicted model, not a curated record.
GCUAGUUGCAGAACCAGGAAAUGCACCAUGAAUGCGUUUUUCCAAUUGUAAGUGACAUAUACAUUUCACAAACUGUCAGAUCAUAGUCGUGUAAAAUGGGAAAUACUUCAGCCGUUGCCGAUGGUGUGAAAAAGCAAGGUGACAGUGGUUGUAAGGAAUUAUAUGGGCUGGUUGAUCUAAAAGGAGGCGGGAGUUUAGUGGAAUUGAUGAAGAAAGCAAAAUGGACAAAAGACUACGACCCACUUGAUGAAGCAUUAAAAACAGAAGUAGUAAACUAUUUAAUUAAAGGAGGGGAGGGAGAAUGUGUGCCAAUUUCCGAGUUAGUGAAAGCCAGAAGCAAAGAAGCUGGCCGCCGCACGAAGUCGAAAACCAACGAUGAAAAGAGCCAGCAUCAUGACAAAUCAUGGAAAUGUGCAGUUUUACCAAAAACCGCUGUGAUUGACUUGGAGAGGUCAGGAGAAAAUUAUUUGAAAAAGAAAUCAGAAAAGAAGCGUAAAAUAUGUUGGGACAGAAACAAACGUGGGACAGUGGGAGAAUCCAUACUACAUCUGUGUCUUCUGAAUGCAACCACACUUCUUGCCGAUUUGGCAAAACGUCUUAUCCAGAAAUAUCCUAAUCUUGUUAAUGACAUCUACCUUGGAGACGAAUACUAUGGGGAGAGUGCCCUGCACAUGGCAAUAAGCAAUGAGGAUCCAGCAAUGGUGAAGUUCCUCCUGGACAACGAUGCCGACUGCCAUGAGCGAUGCUGUGGCAACUUCUUCUGUCCUGAUGACCAGAAGGGUUCCAGGUCCGACACGUUUGAGCAUGAGUGGGUGGAGGUUUGUGAGAACACUAAUUAUGAAGGCCAUGUUUACUUUGGUGAAUACCCACUGAGCUUUGCAGCAUGUCUUGGACAAGAGGAAUGUGUGCGACUUCUGCUAGCCAAGAAGGUCAAUGUCAACCUUCAGGAUACCAAUGGCAACACUGUUAUGCACAUGCUUGUUAUUCAUUCCAAAAAGGCUAAUUCUAAAAUCUUGGAAAUAUUUGACUUGCUGCACAAGCAUGAAGGCCGACUGGACAUCAAAAACAGGCAGGGUCUUACCCCGCUGACACUCGCAGCUAAACUUUCUUGUAAAGAGGUGUAUGACCAUAUCCUGGAAAUACAGCGAGAAGUACACUGGAUGUAUGGCAAUACAAAAUGUGCAAGCUAUCCUCUUAAGGACAUCGACACCAUAUCAGCAACAGGCGAAAUCAACAAAAAUUCUGCUCUCAAUCUUAUUGUGUAUGGGGAUGAGGAAGGACAUCUGGACAUGAUGGAUGGGCUUGUGGUGAAUCUGCUGAAAGAAAAAUGGAAGACCUUUGCAAAAUACAGGUUUUACAGGAGGUUUGGGAUUUUUGCCAUCUAUUUUGUUUGUUUUAUGAUAUCAUUCAUAUUGCGGCCUGGGAGAGACCUGUGUGCAUCUGGUGAUGUCAACAAAACGAAAGAUCUUGAAAAUUGUGACCAGGCCAGAACACUGAACAAAACUGUUGAUCCAUGCUACCUGCUGAAGCUUUACAGAGUCAAUGACAAGGCACGGCUGGGUUUGGAAGCAGUUGUUCUUUUUGGUGCUGUUAUCUAUAUAUUUUUGGCAAUGAAGGAAAUAUACCAUCAGGGGUUCCAAAUAUUUUUCACUACAUUGAAAGGUGCCCCAGCCAAAGCCUUGUUUCUUAUAUCCUGUGUGCUAGUUGUCAUGAUGCUGCCCGGCCGAGCAUUUUGUUUUCAUGAUUAUGAAGAUAUCGUUGGUGUUCUCGCAAUACUGUGUACUGCUCCAUACUUCCUUUUCUUCUGCAGAGGGUUUGCUAUAGUGGGACCUUUUGUGGUGAUGAUCUACAACAUGAUACGUGGUGACCUGCUGCGAUUCUUCAUCAUUUACGCCAUCUUCGUCAUUGGUUUCUCACAAGCCAUGUUUAUACCUUUUCGUAAAAUGGACAGUGUUUUUUCUGACCCCUUAGACUGCAUUGUGGGAAUGUUUUCGAUGUCAGUGGGAGAUUUUGAUGAUUUGUUUGCUGAAUUUUUAAGGCUUCCUUCCCCAUUCAAAGAAGUAGCACAAAUUGUGUUUGUGAUCUACAUGAUCAUGGUGACCCUCCUGUUGGUGAACAUGUUGAUAGCCAUGAUGGGGAACACAUACCAGCUCGUUAAUGAGAAGCAGAAAGAAUGGUUUAGACAGUGGGCAAAGAUCAUCCUGGUGAUUGAACAGAGCGUUACGACAGAGGAGCGGAAACAGCAGCUGAUCAAGUACUCACAGCCAAUAAACAAUGAUGAAAAGAACAGGGCGCUCAAUAUCCGCUGGCACCAGACGGAAGCGGAAAAAGAGAAGUUAAGGCUGCUCAGGGAAAGCAAAGAAUAGCUGUUAUAGUGGAGACAAAGUCAGCUGUGUCCUUGCAUUUAGCCCAGAACGGGCAUUUGUAUUAGAUGACUAGAAAUGUGUCUGCUUUCAUAAGUUCUAGUGACACAGCAUUACCUAAUGUGUUGAAAAGAAACAUGUUCUGCUGCGUUAGUAUUUAAAACCUGGUCGAGUGAACAAUCAAACAGUUUUACAGUUUGGUUGACAUUACCAAGAACGAAAAAAAGAAAGGAAUAGAAAGGAAUGAUUUUAGUCCAUUUCUCCUGAUAUCUUUAUCCAUCUUGUUAUUUUAUCUGCAGAGUGGCUUGAAAGAAUAUUAAUAUUAGCUACUCAAUCACUUUUGUAUGAACAUUUAUGAAGAAGUCAUUCCAACACUAAUUCCAGUGACAUAAUUUUGUGAAGAAAAAUAAUCAGGGUAAAUGCCAUGUGACCAGAUUACUAAUUAUAUUAUUUUUAAUUCAUCUUCAGUCCAGGGUGGGAUUUAGCUCUGUCAGAGCCCCAAUGUGCUUGCAUCGCAGGAUCGAACCACCUUGGUGGAUCCAUUCAACUGAUAGGGUAUU